Messenger RNA from Portunus trituberculatus (swimming crab), 1791 nucleotides. RefSeq names its product 28S ribosomal protein S9, mitochondrial-like (gene mRpS9). Gene Ontology annotation, molecular function: RNA binding; structural constituent of ribosome. Bases 66 to 1262 code for a protein of 398 amino acids. Gene Ontology annotation, cellular component: ribosome; mitochondrial small ribosomal subunit. NCBI's taxonomy places the organism in Eukaryota, Metazoa, Arthropoda, Malacostraca, Decapoda, Portunidae. Gene Ontology annotation, biological process: translation. The transcript has 10 exons. The record is from RefSeq and is a predicted model, not a curated record.
ACAGAAGCAGUGUCGGUGACAGCGAUCGUACGUAAACAAGAGGCUUCGGUAACACCAGCUUCGGGAUGGCGAGUGUUUUAGGGCAAUUUCUUCGUCGCUCGGGCACUCUUGUCCGUACAUCAUGCACGACGCAAGCAAGAGUAGCAUCAGGAUUACUGCAUAUCCAGCAGCACAGCAGCAGCAGCAGCAGCAGCAGCAGCAUGGUAGAGGAGAGCACCACGCCACCAGAGUCCGGCAGGAUGAGCAAGUCAAUGUUGGCGUACCAGCAGAGAGCAGAGGCACACGAUAAGUUCAUGGUCGAACAGGUAGCAGAAUAUGAGAUUGGGCGUCGUCACCUUGCCAACAUGAUGGGGGAGGACCCAGAGACCUUCACACAGGAAGACAUUAAUGCUGCCAUCCAAUACCUCCUCCCAUCUGGGUUGUUUGAGCCCUCCGCCCGGCCUUCCAUGAAGCAUCCCAGUGAAGUCUUCAUCAAGAAAAAGGCUGCUGAAUUUGAUGCAAGUGGUCGGCCUUUCCACACCUUCUUCUACACUGGAUACCCUGCAUUUUAUGAAGCACUGCAUGAACUGGGAAAGACAAUGAUUUCACUUGAGCAGUUUGCCAACAAAAUGGCUCGACUGAAAGUGGAGAGCGAGACGAGUCAGGCAUUCAACCCUGGAGGCACUGAGUGGAGGUCUAAAGGUGAACUCUCUAAAAUGUUCUUAGAGGAACUGCACAACAAACAUUACGUCUUCUUCAUCCAGUCCAUGAAUCGGCUCCUUGAACACCCGUACUCCUCCCGUGCCGAAGACUUCAUCAUGCGCUUCAGGAAGGUUGUCCUCUCCAGGCAGAGCAAGGAGGAGAUCCCAAAGCUCCUGUACACUGCUGAGGGUGUCCCAUACAUGACUGGCAGUGGAAAAAGGAAACAUGCAGAGGCCACCGUCACUGUCUAUGGCCGUGGCUCUGGAAAGAUUGAGAUCAACGAACAGGACAUAAGGUUCUUCGAGCUGAUCCAAGACAGAGAGCAGGUGGUGUUCCCAUUGCAGUUCACCAAUCUACUGGGUAAGGUGGACCUGGUGGCUAAUGUUACUGGUGCAGGUCUGUCAUCCAGUGCUGGUGCCAUCCGUCUGGCCACUUCCCUGGCUCUGCAGUCUUUUGUUGAUGAACACAUGAGGGAGAAAAUGAGACUUGCUGGCCUGCUCUCCAAGGACUUUAGAAUCAAGGAGAGAAAGAAGCCAGGCCAAAAAGGUGCCAGAGCUAAAUUCACAUGGAAGAAGAGAUAAAAAAUAAAAGAAAAACAGUUGAAAGAAAAACUGAGAAAGAAAAUGUUCAUGAAAAAUAAUAAACAAGAAGUGAUAUAGUGUGGAUGUGAGAAUUACUGAGAGGAAAUGUUAAUGAUAAAAAUUGAUAAGAAAAUUAGCAAAAAUACUGCAGGAAGUGACAAUUAAAAUUAAUUUGUCAUUGUGUUAAUUUAAUACAUUACAAGCAAGAACACAGAAUUUAGCACAAAAUCCUGUAAUUGCAGCUGUGAAACUUCAAAAAUUUAUGAACUCAGUUGAUUUUAAAUAGUAAAAUUAGUGAGUAUAUAAUAAUGCUGCAUCUCAAACAUCACUGAAUAAAUAUCCAGUACUUUCCCCAAGUGUACAAUUGGUAACAAAGCUACUGUUUCUACAAUAUUCUUAAGGGAAAUCCCAGGUUGUCUGUCAGCAGGUAGUGUAAAUAUAUGAGGAGAGGAAGGCGUCUGAGGUGACAAUGGCUAUAAAGGGAUAUCUGUAAAUGCUACCCAUAAUAAAUAUUUGUUGAUAUACUGAU